UUUUAUUAAAAAUAGUGAAAACACAAGGUUUUUAGACUUACAAACGCAAAAAAUAUAGCUUAUAAUAUUCAAUAAACAAUUAAUUUGUAUUCAAAAAUUUGUAACAACCUGAUUCCAUCAAGAAAAACGCACAGAAAUGACCGAAGGCUGGAAACAGACUGUUACUAAUGUGUCAGAACAUUUCUUCCCAGGACUAUCGUACUACAAUAAUGACGAAGAUGAUGAAUUCAUAAAGCUGGGUAAUGAAGUAGUAUCCAAUCUUCCACUACAGAUGUCAUUAUAUUUCAAUGUGGUUUUCUUUCCAGUAUGGCUAAUCACGACACUUCUUACUCUCUAUUUGAAGAUUGGCUGCCUCUCAAUGCUGUACCAAAUAAUAGUUUUGGUUGUGGUCACCCUGGCAGUACUAAUCGAGCUAUUUCGACUGUACCUAGGAUAUCGAGGCAACCUUUGUGAAAUGAUCCCCGAGUUGGCCGGUUUCUUUAUGCUUACCGCCAUGCUACAGACGCCAUUGCAACUGUUUCUUCUAGUGGGGGAGGCUCAGGCCACGGAGCAGUACUGCGAGCAAGCGUGCUCGAACGCUGUGUGCAAACAGUGCAG
This is a messenger RNA of Nilaparvata lugens (brown planthopper), 597 nucleotides long. Its product is annotated as transmembrane protein 17-like. The record is from RefSeq and is a predicted model, not a curated record. Gene Ontology annotation, biological process: non-motile cilium assembly. The annotation marks the transcript as partial. Gene Ontology annotation, cellular component: ciliary transition zone. NCBI's taxonomy places the organism in Eukaryota, Metazoa, Arthropoda, Insecta, Hemiptera, Delphacidae. The transcript is spliced from 4 exons.